Molecule: messenger RNA, 318 nt
Organism: Racocetra persica
Lineage: Eukaryota; Fungi; Glomeromycota; Glomeromycetes; Diversisporales; Gigasporaceae
Source: the annotation of a GenBank genome assembly
CAAUGGACCAAAAAUCAGUUGAUCCAAAAUCGUUUUUUCAAAUUAAUAUCCCAACUAAAUCGGCGAGAAGACGUAGUAGUAACAGCAAUUCUACAGUUCCCACAUCAUUACAAUAUAACAAACACGAUUUACAAAAUAUAAAAAAAGAAUUAAAAACUAACAGCAAUAGUGCAGCAGAUAGAAAGGUACAACUUGAACGUUUAAUGCAACUGUUGAGCACCUUGCCUAACGUCGGUCCAAAUAACAGUGCCACGGGUGGAGGCUUUAACGGAAGCAUCAUUCAUGGUGGUGUUGUGGGAAAACUCGGAGGAUCAACUG